AUGCAUAGUAGCCGUUUGAGCCCACUUAUAUUAUUGGCAAUAGCUGUAUUGUUACAAACCACUCCGGAGACCGAGUGCGUGAAAGUUGAUGGUAUUUUGAACUUUUUGGAGGAAUUACGUGUACGCAUGUGUCAUCCUAUACCACAGUUAGGAUUGCCAGCGUUGGAUCCUUUUCACAUCUCUCAUGUCGAAACAGAAAUGAAUAACAAAUAUUUAGUAGAUUUCUCAGGGUCUGUCACCAAUUUCAAUCUGACAGGCUUAUCGGAUUUCGAUAUAAAAGACUUGCAGAUUAAUACACUAAAGAAAUCAAUAAUUGAUAUUAAUUUACCGAUGACAGCAUUUACGUCCAUUUACACUGCUAAAGGUUCUCUGGCCUAUAUAUUGAAUUUGGCCGGUGAUGGCAAUGCAGAUGCGCAUAUAAAAAACUUCAACUUGAGAAUUUCGUUUAAUUUGAGAAUCGGAAAAUUUCUUAGCAUUAGAAACUUUAGUAUCAAGAUCACAGUUGGUGAGAUAUAUAUGGAUUUUGAAAAUUUGCUCGAAGAGGAACGCAUAAAUAAUUUUUUGCAUGCUUUGGUAAACGAACUGGGUUUGGAACUUUUGGGAGAUCUUUGGACAGAUGAAAAGGAUCUUGCAGAGCAAUAUAUUCAAGACCGCAUAAACUCUUUAAUUGGCCAAUACACUUUAGCUGAUAUUAUAAAGAUAAUUGGUGGUAGCGGUGACGGAGAACCAAUAUUUGGUAAUGGGCCCCCAGGUGAUUGCAAAGACGAUAAUACCUUCAAUUAAAAUACUGUCGCAAAAACUUAAUAAGACUGAAAUAAAAACAAUUUUUAUACUAUAAAGCAGAUGUCAUAAAUUCGCCAAUGAAGUGCACAAUUCGCGCAUUAUUUAUAGUGCAUUUUAUUAACUACUUAAGCUUGUAUACUAAUCUUUAUAAAUCCCAAAAAUGUUUACCAGCAGAUUAGAUUGUGCAUAAUGCUUACUUUGUUAAUUUAUGGCUCAAUAAAAUGUUGUAUUAAUAA
Molecule: messenger RNA, 1019 nt
Organism: Zeugodacus cucurbitae (melon fly)
Lineage: Eukaryota; Metazoa; Arthropoda; Insecta; Diptera; Tephritidae
Exons: 5
Coding region: 1-783 (260 amino acids)
Source: RefSeq, a predicted model, not a curated record